GCUAUCGAAGGAAGGCGCACACAGAAGAAACACACGGUGUUCGUCCGGUUUUUUUUUCUUGGCUUUGACGGUCCGGUUUCGGAAUUGAUGGUUUGAGCUUUGAGCCCGCCGAGAGUGAAAACGACGACGACGUCGCGCGCGCUAUCCAAUUUUGCUCCGUUGUGUAACAGUUUGGUGCAGCCGGGUCACGGUUUGUGGAUUUUUGCUGAUUUUUGUUUUUGGGGGUUGAUCCCAAUUGUUUUUUUGUUGUUGUUGCUUCGGGUUGAUUUCGGCUUCUGUUGUUUUUGGCAAGUGAGCUGUUACCGUGUGCUGUUAUUGGCAGGUUUCUUCCUGUUAACCCAGUCGGGCGAGCAAGCGUGUGUUUCCGGUUUGUGUUUUUGAGAAAAAGAAAAAAAUCGAGUGUGUAGGCGAACUUCGAGUUAAGCUUCGGAUUGUUGAAGGUGAAGAUAUUUGGAGAUUUUGUGAUUUACUGAACGAGCCUAACGGUUAGAAAAAAAGUUAGACGUGUUAUCUGGAGCCAGUUGAAAGUGAUCCUGUAAUCUAGUGGAGCGCUUGUGAGCGAAAGUUGUUUGAACCUGAGAGUGGAUUGAAUCCCGAAAAGCUAAUCAUCAAGAAAGUGCCGCCAAUUUUAGCUGCAACAACCUUAGCAGCGAUAAAGUAAUUAAAAGCAAAACUGCAAGGCGCAUUGAGUGAAAAAAAAAUCAAACCUAGCGCUUCCGAUCGUGAGGUGAAUUGAGGCAGCAUAAUAAGUGCCGGAGAUUGAAUGGUGAAAAAAUCACCAACCACGACUAACGCUAGAAAACACAAAUCAGCAACAAGUAAACGAGUUAGUGAGUAAUGAAUGAGUGAGUGAAACAAAGCAGACGAAGCAAAGUACGCUGAAAGAGAAAUUUAGCAAACCCAAAAUCAAUCGAGGUGGAAGCGGGGAAUCAUCAAUGGUUGGUGAAAUAACGAUUUGUUUUAAGACAGAGUAGUGAAAAUCUUGAUCCGAAAAAAAAACCGGAAGAAAAUUCAUCGAACUAAUUUAAUGUGUUGCAUUCGGAUGCUGCAGCAAUAAGCCGUUUGGGCUGUAGAAAAAAGAAUUAACUAUCCAGUGUUGCAGCUGCAGGACUUCAAAACUUGGUGUUUCGACCCUGAGGUCAGCAUCUUGGAAGUUGCUUGACCUCGAUUUGUUUCCGCGCUGCAGAGCUAGCUUUUCCGGCUAAAGUUUAUUGUGAGCUGUUAUCGCUUGGGCUCCCUCGAGGCCACCCUACCGCGUGAGAUGGUAUCAAGGCGAAAGAUUCUGUCCCGUUCGCGGGACGAUCUGAACCUGGACUCGACGUUUAUCGCCCAGGAGGAAGAGGAAGACGUCUGGUACCAGAAGGAAAAACUCUAUAAGGAACACAUCCAGGAGGUCCUGGACAAAUGGACACAGAUCGAUGACGAGAUUUGGGCAAAGGUGAUCGUCUUCGAGCGAAAUCGCCGAGUGGCCAAGGCAUAUGCCCGCGCUCCGGUGCUCACAAUCAACGGUUCCGACGAUGGCUUCGAUGGCAUGAGAAUUGGCCUGUGCGGCUUCGACAAUCCGAUGCGAGAUCACAAAACCGAGGAAGUCAAAAGACACAUCGGACAGGGUGUUAAAAUCAAAAUGGACGACGCCGGUAACAUCCUGAUCAGGCGCUACUCCAAGAGCAACGUCUAUGUCAAAAGCACAGCCAGUCAGCCGAACGAGGAAACAGCCAUCGGAGCCGAUAUCCUGAAGCUACCGGGCCAGGCCAUCGAGCAAGAAAAGAUUGUAAAGUUAUUCGAUAUGAAAAAGUUCCAGUCGAACGUCAAUCGGGAGCUACGCCGGGCCUAUCCAGAUCGUCGUCGCCUGGAGACACAGUGCCUGUCGGCGAUUGCCUUUGUCAAAUCGGAAAAUGACGUCCUGGAUUGCCCGGUUUGGGUCCUGAUCAUCAACGUCGUCGCGAUGGACAUGCUGAAAAGUAAACUACCUCCAGUUCAUCGCCCGGUGGACAUAAAGAAUCGUCCGCGAAUCCCGAUCCCAGAUGAGGACCCGUACAGUGUGGCCGGCAACGGAGGCGGAAGUUCGGGCAGCUCCGGAUUUGGGGCCAGCGGCAGCGGCAUGGUUGGAUCUUCUCGGGACCAUAUGGGUGGCGUCCCCGUUGGCAUGCAAGGACAACCGAUGGGCGUAGGCGUCAUGGGAGGUGUCGGAGGAGGGCAGCGGCGCAGCGAGAAGCCACCGAAACUGCCGCCGCGGGACAAUCUGUACGCGUCACACGAGAUCGUGAAGCCCGAUUACGAUGACAUCGAGGACGACAACCGCGUCAAGCUGCCGCGAGGAAAAUCGGACAAAGGCAAAGAUAAUAAGAAAUAUGAUGACCCAUACUACUGCGGACUGCGAGCUCGGGUGCCAAACUUUGUGAAAACGUCGUCCAAAUCGAAGGAAAACAACAACAACAGCAACGUGGCCAACAACAAUAACAACAGCAGCCGAGACGUUCCAGUCGGAAACGGAAAGGACGCCAUCGCCAAGCGGAUGUCGAUUGCCCAUCUGCAGCAUCCGUCGUCGCUGCAGUCGCUGCACCAGCUGCACCAGAUGCACCCGCAUCACAACCUGAUGGCGGCCCACCAGCACCACCAGCAGCUGAUGUGGCACGCCCGGAGCUACGAGAGCGGCAUCGAUACGGACGUCGUCGAGUCUCCCUAUAGUCACAUGUACGGACGCGUUCCGCUGCCAACCCGGGGCUACAUUCCGGCACCGCGUGCAAUGUACAUCGGCGAAUGGGACUAGGUCACAGCCCCCAAACGAGGGUUCUGAAUUGCAAUCAGCUUAAAACAGAAUUGAGAGACAAAAAAACACUAGCCAAGACUUUGCAACAACAGCAAAAUACAGCUGCAGCAGCAGUACAUACCGAUAGUCGUCGUUGCACACAUUUUAUCACUUUUUCACUUAUCUUCCGGUCAAUGUAUUGCAUCCGGUUUGGUGACCGGAAGUGUUUCCCAAAAAUGGCAAACCACCUUUUUUUGGAGUUCUUUACUUUCUCUUGAGCUUCGUUUCUUCGGUUUCCAUUCUACUUAGAUCAGUAAGUGCGAAUGAUUCAUUUGGUUUGCCUCCUAUAAUAUACUUUUACCCCCUUCUUUCUCUGAGUAGUGUGUAAAUAUAGUUACGAGAAAGCGCAUGUAGGACCUAACUAGUGGAAGUGAUGAGUCAUCCAAUGCUCUGGCUGGACAGAUUGAUAGAUGACGGAUGGCUGAUUGUGAAAUUUUUUCAACAUGUCACAUUCAUCCCCCCGCAAACAUCUGGCUGGAUGAGAAAGACCUUAAAUAUUUUUAGCAAAGAAGGUUGUUACUUACUCCAAAAAUCUUCCAAACACCACUAAGCAAAAACUGAAAAAGCAAAUGACUCAAUUAACGCAACAACGUUGACAACGAUACUGCCAUUUUUGUUUUUUUUUUUCUUGCUAUUGUUAAACAUGUGAAAGUUUAGGAGAAUUUAUUUCGGCAAAAAAAAACUAUGUUUUGGAUAUUAUUUCGAUGUUGAACUUGAAGAAAGCUGUAAAUACGGAAAGAGGAUUUUGAUUAAAAAAAAAAAAGAAACACGAGACGAAAUUCGUUUAAGAAAUAAGUAACGUAGAAACGAGAGAUCCCAACCUUUGUACAUAUAGUCAAACUCUCAACCAAAUAGAUAAGGACUCAACAAGAAGAAACUCACAUUUGUUUUCUUGAAAAAUGGAUUUGUUUUUUAAACUCAAUCAUACGACUAAUGCUAGGAAAGAUGCCAAAAUCGUUGAUUGAAUUUCUCUUUUUUUCUUCGUUUAAAAGCCUGUAACUGAACUCGUCUGUAAGUUUUAACUUUUGCCGCUAGAAUUUUCCCCAACUUUCUUUUCUGUUUGUUAAUUAUUAGUGUAUCAAUGAGCUAUACUCUUUAAAAAUUAGCUUCAAAUAAAUGGUAGGAAAAAAAAGUCCAUAAUGUAGAAACGUGACAUUUUGUGGCAGAUUCGGAAAUCCAAUAACGAUGAAUUAAUACUCAAUAUCGAAACCGUGCUCGGGUCCGUUCCACUAAUUUCAUCAACAGAAGUUUAUUUCAAAGAAUUUUCAGAAGUCUGACUCGCCAGAUAAUUUCGUUUUUUACUCAUAUUUUCGUCUAUGCUUGAAACAUCUAGAAUGAAACAUGGCGCCUGUUAGCUCUACCUGACAAACGUCACUAGUCUUAUUUCUGCUGAUUUGUCAGCUGAGAAUCCACAAUGUUGCCAUGUUUCUUGCUUUCAAACCUUUGCCCACUUUUCUCGAUCCCAUCUUUGUAAAUUUGAUAAUCGAAUGGACCAGCACGGAUUUCGGCUUACACUCGAGAAAGAGAAGACAAUGAAAGAAAAAAUAUAUAGAAAACCUAACCUAUCUUUUAGAAAAGUGUAUAAAAUUAAGAACGAGAAUAUAAUUUGUUUAAACUUUUCCCUCCUCUUAGCAGAUGUGAAUGAAUGAACGAGCGAAAAGAGAGAAGAAGUAAGAAUCAAAAGCUUAGGCUCGAGAGAAAAAAAUCACUUCUUUUAAACUGUUCAGUGCGCCCCCUAGAUUAAUAGAUUAACCAUAUAUGAAAUAAAACACUGAACAGAGCAGCCAGAUGAGCUCGUAUUCAACCCCCUUCUAUGUAGUAAAUAGUAAGUCGAGUAGUAGGUAGUUUUCAAUAUUGUUUUGUCGUCCGGACUUCGGUGAAAGGGUCAAAAUUUGUUUUAACGCGAAAACAAGACAGAAGAAAAAAACAUACACUCAACUGUAAGAAAACAACGAAAACAACUGAUGAUCAAACUACGUCAUAGCGGUUUAAUAUUGAAGAAAGUGAACGCAAACUGCCAACACUGCUGGAAGAGAAAAAAAAUUGUAAAAGAAAAAUUCUACCGAGAAUAAAACAAAAAUAAAAAUAAACCAUGCAAACCAUGCUGGGGAAAAUGGCAAAUUACUUGAAAGAUAUCGCUUAUAAAAAAAAGCGAAUCACAAAAAAAACAUAUAAACUUUAACAAUUCAGCAAAGUAUAAUCGCAAUCAAAUGAGAUAUGUAGUAGAAUAACUUCACAGGAUAAUAUUGAAAUUAGACCAACUUAUCUUAUGUACUCUCCUCACUCAAAUCGUAAAUAAAUAAAGAUAAAUGGAAUAAAACCGUAAACAGUACCAACUCGCUUCAGAGAAAAAGAUCAAUUACACACAACCCCACUUUAUCGCUUUAUCAAUCGAUGAUCAUAUUGGACCAAUGCAAAGACAAAUUCUAGGGAAUUAUGUAAAACAAACGAAGAAAUAUAGAAAAAAAACAAUCAGCCUACGAAAUUAAAAUUGGGGUAGAGUAUUAUCUAAAGCAAAUAAAAAAAAAUGAAACAUAAUCAGAAACUGAAAAUGAUGAAAGUAUUUUACAAAUAAAUAAAUACAUAUAAAAAACAUAA
This is a messenger RNA of Uranotaenia lowii, 5407 nucleotides long. RefSeq lists its product as uncharacterized. Gene Ontology annotation, molecular function: protein binding. Bases 1262 to 2770 code for a protein of 502 amino acids. Gene Ontology annotation, biological process: regulation of DNA-templated transcription. The transcript is spliced from 11 exons. Lineage: Eukaryota; Metazoa; Arthropoda; Insecta; Diptera; Culicidae. The record is from RefSeq and is a predicted model, not a curated record.